AUGGCUGACUUUUCGCAAUAUACCGGCCCCAGUGCGGACUGGGUAGCUCUUGAGCCUACAUUACCGGCUAUGCCCAAUGUCGGUCUCGAGGAGUUAAAGCAGAUCGUCAAUAAAGGCCGAGAGGAUAUUGCCGCUCAGGGCAUCGCCGAUCAAGGCCUAGCUUCCAAGGUGCAUACCAAGGACUUCAAAAUCCCUGCCCGCGACGGAUAUGUUCUCGAAGCGCGAUCUUACCGUCCAGCGAACGUCUCCCAUUCCCAUGCCCUUCCCGUCUACAUCCAUCUCCACGGUGGUGGAUAUCUCUUCGGAACCCUCGGUUCAGAAGAUGCAAUUUGCUCUCGAAUCGUCGCGGACCAACUCGAGAAGAAUUUUCCCCUCGUUGUCUUCAAUAUCAACUACCGACACACUCCCGAAUAUAAAUACCCCACCGCGUGGAACGAUGUUGAGGACGCCUUCGUCUGGUUCCACGAAAACAUCGCCGAGGUCGGCGGACGCGGGGAGAGGUCGUGGUCGGGGGUCCUGAUGAUCCCUUGCCUCGUCCAGCUGGAUUAUUAUGCCCCGCGACAAGAUAAAUUGCGCAGUCCGGAACUAUCGAGUCUAGUAGGCUGUGCCAAUGCGCCGAUCCUACCAAUUGACAGAAUCAAGCUUUUCGGGUCUCUGCUGGAUGUCAAUAAAGAUGAAAACACCGGCGAUGACCGCAGACUUAAUCCCGGAAAUGCCACCGCGGAAGAAGUGAAAGAACUUCCUCCGACGGUUUUUGGUAUUGCUGGAAACGAUCCUCUUCGCGAUGAGGGUCUUUUCUACGCGCAGCUUCUGAAUGAGAAUGGGGUGCCUACUGAUGUCCAUGUCUUCCCUGGCGUUCCUCAUGGAUUCCGUCGGUACGGCGACAAGUUGGCUGCUUCGAGUAAGAGGUGGGAUGAGGUUAUGACUAAUGGUAUUUCUUGGGCGUUGUCUAGCCCCGAGGUUGGCUCUUUUGAGAUCAAGGCAGAAUGA
Messenger RNA from Penicillium manginii, 990 nucleotides. RefSeq lists its product as uncharacterized. Gene Ontology annotation, molecular function: hydrolase activity. Bases 1 to 990 code for a protein of 329 amino acids. The record is from RefSeq and is a predicted model, not a curated record. The transcript has 4 exons. NCBI's taxonomy places the organism in Eukaryota, Fungi, Ascomycota, Eurotiomycetes, Eurotiales, Aspergillaceae.